GCCUGAACGCAGCAUUGGUUGCGUGUUUGCGUUUGAACGUUCAGCGCGGAAACGGAACAGCCAUUGUGUUGCUGUUAGCUCAGGUCAACAGCGUCAGCUUAACUCGGCUAAAAUGUCUUAUUCCACACUGGACUAGGGAUGCUUUAUUCCACGUUUAAGUACAUGCCAUUCAUUUAAAGUCUUCGUUGUGGGGAACCCUGUGACAGCAAGAUGCCUAUCAAAGCAUAUUGUACCAUCUGCUCCGACUUCUUCGAUCACUCCAGAGAUGUUGCUGCCAUCCACUGCGGACACACUUUCCACUAUGAAUGUCUUCUCCAGUGGUUUCAGACAGCCCCCACUAAAACCUGUCCACAAUGUCGAAAACAGGUCAGCACCAAACACAUCAUCAACAAACUCUUCUUUGACAUUGGUGGAGAAGAGGAGGGCGACUCAGUAGACCCUGAAAGUUUGCAGAACGAGUUGGCUCGAAUGAAGGUGCUUUUAAGCUCUAAAGAGCGAGACUGGCGGGACAGACAGAAGGUUUUGGACGGUUUGAAGGACACUGUGGACAAGCAGAAGAGAGACCUGGACAGUGUACGGAAAGAUAUUUCGGAAAAGGAGAUGAUCUGUUCUGCCCUCAGAAAACAGAUGGCGUACCUAGAGACACAACGGAAUGAAACCCAGGCUGCAAAGGAGGAAGCCUGCAGACUCCGGACCAGAAUGAAAACCUAUGAAAGCCUGGACGUGUUGCUGCAGGGCCAGAGGUCAGAGGUGGAGUCCAUGAUCACAGAUAUGGGAGUCAGCCAGGCGGCGGUGGAGCAGCUCUCCAUCUACUGCAUCUCGCUCAAAAAAGAGUAUGAUAAUCUGAAAGGAGGCCUGAAGUCUUCUAACGACAUGUGUGAGAAGCUGAAGAGAGAAGUGCUCUCCUCAAACAACAAGUUACAAAAGGCCUCCAUGGAGGUGAAUAAGACCAGAGACGACAUGAUGUCUCUGCAGAAAGAUGUGGCCAAUGCUGACAAAGAGAUCUCUAGUCUAAAGAAGAAGGUAGAGAUUCUUCAGAGGACUCUGAGCACCCCGACGCGGACAAACGAAGCCCUGAGUCGAUUCGUCUUUGAAAGCCCGGCCCCGAUGGAGCUGAAGCAGCCUUGCCUCCGCUACCCUACAGACAGCGAGGACAUCGACCUCAACAUGACUUUCGACAUCACUACGCCCAAUCUGCCAAAGAAACCGCAGUUCCAGUCCAAGAAGAUGCGGCUUGAUCCUCCAGCGUCGACUUUGGCCAAACCCAACAAGAAAAGUUCACCGCUCACCAAGGCUCGAGACGAGGAUGCUUCCAUGGAUUCUUUCUUUAAGAACUCCCUGCUCUUCAGAAAGAAGAUUGCCGGUAGCAUGUUGGACCCUCAGAGGAAGCCAGGAGUUAUGAGAAGUGGAUACGACGGUUUGGGAGGACGUACUAAAUUCAUUCAACCUUCUGCUUUAUCGGAGAUUCGCCCGCUGAUGAAAGCUAAAAGAAAAAAGGUGAGCAGGCCUCAGCCCAAGCUGGCAACCUGCCUGACUAUGGACGGCUUCCUGGAGUAAGAGUUGACUUUUCUUCCCCUGGACGUGGAGUCUGAGAGCUGAUGCUGCUGUGAGAUGAGGCGUGUUUGUGCUGCACUGGCACACAGCCAGCCUGGCACACUGAUGCUGAGAUUUCGUUGACAUCAACAAACGCUGCACAUUUCACUUUUUUGUGUUGAUUGAGACGUAUGUGGAGACUUUGCCCUGCUUUUCUUGUUCACUCUUAAGUCUGUAUGUGUGUGAGGCAAAUGGACUUAUUUGCAAACCACUGGGAUGUCAGUGUUGUUGUUCACAAAGCAUCUGUUGACUUCAGGUAUUUCUAACGCGUAUCAACAUGUGUAAAUACUUUGGAUUUUUAUUUUAUUUUACAUGUUUGUCCACAUGUAGACAAACAAAUAAUAAACAAUUUAUUUUUUA
Messenger RNA from Eleginops maclovinus (Patagonian blennie), 1953 nucleotides. RefSeq names its product TRAF-interacting protein (gene traip). The transcript has 16 exons. Bases 211 to 1557 code for a protein of 448 amino acids. The record is from RefSeq and is a predicted model, not a curated record. Lineage: Eukaryota; Metazoa; Chordata; Actinopteri; Perciformes; Eleginopidae. Gene Ontology annotation, molecular function: ubiquitin protein ligase activity. Gene Ontology annotation, biological process: protein ubiquitination; replication fork processing. Gene Ontology annotation, cellular component: site of DNA damage; nucleus.